This is a messenger RNA of Dendrobium catenatum, 1482 nucleotides long. RefSeq names its product IAA-amino acid hydrolase ILR1-like 3. The transcript is spliced from 5 exons. The record is from RefSeq and is a predicted model, not a curated record. Gene Ontology annotation, molecular function: IAA-Ala conjugate hydrolase activity. Gene Ontology annotation, cellular component: endoplasmic reticulum. Gene Ontology annotation, biological process: auxin metabolic process. Lineage: Eukaryota; Viridiplantae; Streptophyta; Magnoliopsida; Asparagales; Orchidaceae. Bases 78 to 1343 code for a protein of 421 amino acids.
GGUUAUGAAACAGAAGCAAACUCCUUAAACUCGAGUCUCCAUGCCAAUCUGGAAGCCGGCAAUUCAUUUCCACCUCCAUGUUUUCUCUUCGGCUUCUCUUCUUUAUCUCUCUUCACUCCUUGGCCAUUCUCUCUUCAACCGCAUUACACUAUGAAGAUCUUCUGAACUCCGCGCGGGAACCGGAGUUCAUGAACUGGAUGAGGAGCAUUAGGCGGAAGAUCCACCAACACCCGGAGAUUGGCUUCGAGGAGUACAAGACCAGCGAGCUCAUUCGAUCCGAGCUCGAAGCCCUCGGCGUUCAGUACACCUGGCCAGUCGCCAAAACUGGAAUCGUGGCUUCCAUUAUUGGAGCCGGCGAUGGGCCGCGGUUUGCUCUGCGAGCUGACAUGGACGCUCUUCGUCUCCAGGAGCUUGCUGAUUUGGAAUAUAAGAGCAAAGUAGAUGGAAAAAUGCAUGCUUGUGGACAUGAUGCUCAUGUAGCGAUGCUACUUGGUGCAGCUAAGUUGCUUCUACAACUGAAGAGUCAUCUAAAGGGCACUAUAAAGCUUGUUUUCCAACCUGGAGAAGAGGGCUAUGCUGGUGCCUAUUAUAUGCUUGAAGAAGGUGCUUUGGAUGAUGUACAGGCCAUCUUUUGUAUUCAUGUUGACCAUACUCUCCCUACUGGUUCUAUUUCUUCUAGUCCUGGAACUUUUCUUGGGUCAGGAGAUACUUUUGAGGUAGUUAUUAAGGGGAAAGGUGGGCAUGCUGCAACACCACACAAAACUGCAGAUCCAGUGUUGGCUGCUUGUUUUGCCAUUCUUAGCCUUCAACAGCUUAUAUCUCGAGAAACUGAUCCUCUUGAAAGCAAAAUAAUUUCAGUUGGUUUCAUGAAAGGUGGAGAAGCACACAAUGUCAUUCCAGAAUCUGUCACCUUUGGUGGAACCUUUAGGAGCAUGACUACGGAAGGUCUCUACGUCCUUCAGCGACGGAUCCGAGAGGUCAUAGAGGCACAGGCUGCAGUUCACCGUUGCACUGCAACAAUCAAGUUCAUGGAUAAGGCUUACCCUGCAACCACAAAUGAUGAGAAGCUGUACGAAGUGGUAAGGAGCGUUGGUGUUGGCUUGGUGGGAGAAGCCAACGUCCACCCUUUCCCUCGCCUAAUGGGCGCCGAGGACUUCAGCUUCUUUUCACAGAGAAUGCCUGCUGUUCUCUUCACUGUUGGAAUCAGAAAUGAGUCUAUUGGAUCAAUCCACACUACACAUUCUCCUUAUUUCAUCAUAGAUGAGGAGGUUCUACCUGUGGGAGCUGCUUUUCAUGCUGCUGUGGCUCUAACUUACGUAGAUAGGGAAGCUUUCGAGCUCUGAAUAUUCAGGUAAUGGUAAGCUACAGUCAUAUUUUGAUUUGAUUUUGUGAGAUAUCUGGAAGUGUUUGUAAAGUGUCAAAUUGUUAGUAAUUCAGGAUUCAUUUGAGAUGGCUUUCUUACUUCUUCUAAAAGUAGGUUUU